Colius striatus (speckled mousebird) is the source of this 2373-nucleotide messenger RNA. RefSeq names its product WW domain containing adaptor with coiled-coil (gene WAC). Gene Ontology annotation, cellular component: nucleus. The record is from RefSeq and is a predicted model, not a curated record. The transcript is spliced from 14 exons. Bases 347 to 2284 code for a protein of 645 amino acids. Gene Ontology annotation, molecular function: chromatin binding; RNA polymerase II complex binding. Gene Ontology annotation, biological process: regulation of autophagy; positive regulation of TORC1 signaling. NCBI's taxonomy places the organism in Eukaryota, Metazoa, Chordata, Aves, Coliiformes, Coliidae.
CGGCGGCGGCGGCGGGCGCAGCGGGGGGAGGAGGCGGCCGCGGCGGCAGCAGCUGCAGCAGGAGCGCGGUGGCGGCGGCGGCGGCGGUGCUCCCGGAGUGGCUCAGCGCGCGCGGGGCCGAGUUGCUGGCGUCUCCCCUCUCGCUGUGCGCGGAGGAGAUGGGCCCGUGAGCGCUGCGCCCAGCCGAGCUGCCCGAGCCGCCCCCUCCCUCCCUUCCCCCCUCCCUGCCCCCGGUCGGCGGCGAGGCGGAGCGCUGCCUCCCCCUCCUCCCCCCUCGGCGCCCGUGGCCCGGCCGCGGCCGUCCCUUCCUGCUCCCCUCACAUUCACACACACAGGCCGGGCAUUGAUGGUAAUGUAUGCGAGGAAACAGCAGAGACUCAGUGAUGGCUGUCACGACCGCAGGGGGGACUCGCAGCCCUACCAGGCUCUUAAGUACUCAUCCAAGAGUCACCCCGGUGGUGGUGAUCACCGUCAUGACAAAAUGCGAGACGCCACAGAUCCUUCACCGCCAAAUAAAAUGUUGCGGCGCUCUGAUAGCCCAGAGAACAAAUAUGGUGACAACACAGGGCACAGUAAAGCAAAAAGUGUGCAUACUCACAGAGUUAGAGAGAGGGAUGGUGGGACCAGUUACUCUCCACAGGAAAAUUCACAUAACCACAGUGCUCUUCAUAGUUCAAAUUCACAUUCUUCUAAUCCCAGCAAUAAUCCAAGCAAAACUUCUGAUGCAGCUUAUGAUUCUGCAGAUGAUUGGUCUGAACACAUCAGCUCUUCAGGCAAAAAAUACUACUACAACUGCCGAACAGAAGUUUCACAAUGGGAAAAACCAAAAGAGUGGCUGGAAAGAGAGCAGAGACAAAAAGAAGCAAGCAAAAUGUCAGUUAACAGUUUUCCGAAAGAUAGGGAUUACAGAAGAGAGGUGAUGCAGGCGACAGCUGCCAGUGGGUUUGCCAGUGGAAUGGAAGACAAGCAUUCCAGUGACACCAGUAGUAUGCUCCCACAGAAUAUUUUAUCUCAGACAAGCAGGCACAAUGACAGAGACUACAGACUGCCAAGAGCAGAGACUCACAGUAGUUCUACUCCAGUACAGCAUCCCAUCAAACCAGUGGUUCAUCCAACUGCUACCCCAAGCACUGUUCCUCCUAGUCCAUUUUCUCUACAAUCUGAUCACCAGCCAAAGAAAUCCUUUGAUGCUAAUGGAGCAUCUACUUUAUCAAAACUGCCUACAUCCACAUCUUCCAUCCCUGCACAGAAAACAGAGAGAAAAGAGUCUGCAUCUGUGGACAAGUCUGUAUCCCAUUCUUGCACAACUCCUUCUACAUCUUCUGCUUCUGGACUGAAUCCAACUUCUGCACCUGCUUCAUCUGCUCCUACAGUUCCUGUCUCACCUGUCCCACAAUCACCAAUUCCUCCGUUACUUCAGGACCCAAAUCUCCUUCGACAGUUGCUGCCUGCUCUGCAAGCCACUUUGCAGCUUAAUAAUUCUAGCGUAGAUAUAUCCAAAAUCAAUGAAGUUCUAACAGCAGCUGUGACACAAGCCUCUCUGCAGUCUAUACUCCAUAAAAUUCUUACUGCUGGACCAUCUGCUUUCAAUAUCACUUCCCUGAUUUCUCAAGCUGCACAACUGUCUACACAAGCUCAGCCAUCUAAUCAAUCUCCAAUGUCUUUAACAUCUGAUGCCUCAUCACCAAGGUCAUAUGUAUCUCCAAGAAUAAGCACGCCUCAGACUAACACCGUUCCGCUUAAACCCUUGAUGACCACGCCACCGGUAUCAUCGCAGCAGAAGGUUGCUACUCCAGGUGUUAAACAAGGACCAGCUUCACAGGCAGCACCUCAGCAGCCGGUAAUAGCUGACAAGCAGGCAGGUCAUGAACCUGCCUCUCCACGGAGUCUUCAGCGCUCAAGUCAAAGAAGCCCAUCACCAGGUCCAAAUCAUACCUCUAGCACGAGUGCAUCAAAUUCAACACCUGCACCCCAAAAUACAUCUGUACGACCCACUUGUUCAUUAACACCUACGCUAGCAGCACACUUCAACGAGAACCUUAUAAAGCAUGUCCAAGGCUGGCCUGCAGACCAUGCAGAAAAGCAAGCAUCAAGAUUACGUGAGGAAGCUCAUAACAUGGGAAGUGUCCAUAUGUCAGAAAUUUGUACUGAAUUAAAGAAUUUAAGGUCUUUAGUUCGAGUAUGUGAAAUUCAAGCAACUUUGCGUGAGCAAAGGAUACUAUUUUUGAGGCAACAAAUUAAAGAACUUGAAAAGCUAAAGAAUCAGAAUUCCUUCAUGGUGUGAAAAGUUGUAAACAAUUGCACAUGGUUUUGAGUACAGGAACUAUUAAACUGAUGCCCAGUCUUAACACUUUUGAGCUGCAUUUGAGUAGA